Messenger RNA from Lactuca virosa, 300 nucleotides. The record is from the annotation of a GenBank genome assembly. Lineage: Eukaryota; Viridiplantae; Streptophyta; Magnoliopsida; Asterales; Asteraceae.
AUGAAGGUUAUUGGGUCGACUUUCAUCACUAGCAACAAGACCCGUCUUCUCUACUCUGAUUCAAAAGGUAACCUCGAUUCCGCCAUUCCAACCAUUGGAAUCAGGAGAGAAAAGAGGGGAAUCAACGAUAAAAUCAAUCUUCCAGAAAUCUCUAGUGAUGUUGAAGUAGAGAUGUUUCGAUUAUUACUCCAGAAACCGAUAAAAUCAUUACUCCAGAAACCAGACAGAAAACUAAAAUACUCAAGAAACCCACCUGAAACCAGAAAUACUCAUCAGUUAUGUAGAUUUGGCAGUCAAUGA